Aegilops tauschii subsp. strangulata is the source of this 910-nucleotide messenger RNA. Its product is annotated as cysteine proteinase EP-B 2-like. The record is from RefSeq and is a predicted model, not a curated record. NCBI's taxonomy places the organism in Eukaryota, Viridiplantae, Streptophyta, Magnoliopsida, Poales, Poaceae.
AAGGGAAAACGGGAGGAACCGAGGGACCCCUCCCUCCACCGUCGCCGCCAGGCCCGCCAUCCACAUCCAUCCAGAUCCAUCCUCUACAUGGUGUCCAUGCUCUGGAGGGCUUCCCGUGACUUGGCUCGCGCCGCCCGCACAAUUGCGUCGGCUGGUCGCUGGGCACCGCCGGUGACCGUGGCUCGCUCAGCCCCCUCAGAUCUGAGCGGCCGCCUGUCCUUCCACAGCGGCAUAGAUACUAACACCCCCCGCUCCACCUACGCAGCCCCCGACGAACUGGCAUCGUCCCCCUCCUGCACCCCCCACCCAGACCCAGGUACAGACGAGGUAAUCUUGCCUUCAGACAAGGACCUCGAGUCCGAGGAAGCCCUGUGGGCCUUGUACAAGCGCUGGUGCAAGUCUUUCAACGAGGAGCGUGACUAUGAUGAGAUGGUUCGCCGGUUUGAUACAUUCAAGGACUCUGUUCGGAUGGUGGACAGUGUGAACAAGGCUAAUUUGCCUUACACUCUGAAAUUAAGUCAAUUCGCUGAUGGGAAGCUAGCAGAGUACGUGGUACCAAAGGUAUUUGAUGAACAGCGCUAUCGCCCUGAUUCUGCAACUUCUGUGAAGGGUGAGGCUUUCAUCUAUGCAGGAGAAGAUGAUGUGCCGGAACAUCCCCAAAUGAGGUUCAAGUUCUCUGAAUCUGGAGGUCCCAUCAUCCCCUUGGAAUGAAUCAUACCUUCGGCAACCCUGAAUAAAGUUAUAUGUGUCAGUGUUAUGCUUAUCUGUACCGGGUUGUGCUUUUGCAAGGCAUCCAUCAAUAUGUUCACUAAGCUAUGCAUCUUACUGUAACAUAUGCAUCUUCGAAGUAAGCCCAUAUAUGUAUGCUACUAUAAGAGAAUCCACGACCGGGCGCCUUAAACCCGUAUCA